This is a messenger RNA of Aplysia californica (California sea hare), 2129 nucleotides long. Its product is annotated as CD151 antigen. The record is from RefSeq and is a predicted model, not a curated record. Gene Ontology annotation, cellular component: membrane. Lineage: Eukaryota; Metazoa; Mollusca; Gastropoda; Aplysiida; Aplysiidae.
CAUGAAGAACCGACGUGAAGACACGGGCUGCUGUAGCCGCAUCUUCCUCAAGUCCAUCAUGGUGGUCUUCAAUACAUUCUUCCUGAUCAGCGGCGUGUUCUUCCUGCUGGUGGGCGUGGGCAGCCUGCUGUGGCGCCACGAGUACGUGAGCCUGCUCCAGAGCCCGCUGUUCCCCAUCACCACCUACCUGUUCCUGGGCAUCGGGGGCCUGGUGGUGCUCAUGGGCGUCCUCGGAUGUCUGGCCACGCUCCGGGAGAUCAGGGGAUGCCUGCUUUUUAUCCACGAGGAGCUGACGAGGAAUCUCAACAAGACAAUGUCCACCCAGUACCUGGUGGACUCUGAGGUGACGCGCGCGGUGGACGCCAUGCAGGCUGAUUUCCAGUGCUGCGGUGCUACCUACUACACGGACUGGGAGUUCUCCCACUGGGCCGUCCAUAAACCUGAGGGGGAUUUGAACCUGGUGCCCCAUUCGUGCUGCAUCACGCCCAACACCACCUGUGCCAGCCUCCUGCACCCCUCCAAUAUACACCAAGAGGGCUGUAUCCAGGAGCUGGAAAAGUUCCUACGUCUUCAUCUGAUCCUGAUCGGGGGCGUGGGCCUGGGGCUGAGCGUGCUGCAGAUCUUUGGAGUCAUCUUCUCCUGCUGCUUCUCUCAGAAGAUCAAGGAAGAGAUGGACGUCUAGACGGCGGGGUCAGGGCAGGAGUUGGAUGUCGAAUUGCGGUGGUGUGGUGGUCAAGGAGGGAUGACUGACUAGACGGUGUGAUCGAGGAAAAGAUGGACGUUGAUUAUGAAAUGUUUUAAAAACUGUGUGGUCAAGUUGAGGACGGAUGUGUUAAAUGGGAUGGUCGAAGAAGAGAUGGACGUUCGGACGGUGCGGUCGUCAGGGAGGGGUUUGAUUUCUACACGGUGUGAUCAAAGAUGAGAUGAGCGUCUAGACAGUGUGGUUAAGUAGAUGGAUGUUAGAGAGGUGUGGUCAAGGAAGAGAUAGAUGUCUCCUCUAGACAAGGUGAUUAGGAAGGAGUUGGACGUCUAGAUGGUGUGGUCAAGAAUGAGAUGGAUGUCUAGACAAGUGUGAUCAUGGAAAAGAUGGACAUCAAGUCCAUGAGGUCAGGGAAUGAAUGGAUCAUGUCUAGAUGGUGUGUUCAAGGAAAAGACAGGCGUCUAGAUGAUGGUGAUGUCAAACAGAAGAUGGAUAUCUGAACGGGAUGGUCAUGAAGAUGGACGUCUUAGAGAUGGACACCUAAACUGUGUGGUCGAGGUAAACAUGGACGCCUAAACAGUGUGGUCAAGGUAAACAUGGACGCCUAAACAGUGUGGUCAAAUAAAAAAAUGAACGUCUACUCAUCUAGAUGAUGUGGUCUCAGUCCGGAGAUGGAUGUACAAACGGUGUUGUCACGUAGAAGACGGACAUCUGAUCAAGGGGAAUGAGAGAAGAAGGGACACGUCCCUGAUGCUAAAUCUGAUUAUAAUUUUAUGUUAAUGAAGUUUCUUUUUUCCCCACCAAUCCACUGAACCUGCAGGUCUUCCGUUCUUCUUUGGCAGCGCGGCAUUCUUGUCUUCAUCCCUCUAGCUUUUUCUGUUUCUCCAUGGUCAUUUCAACUUUUCGACUGCCCAGUGUAAGACUCUGUCAUAUGUCACUUUUCAAAAUGAUGUACGGCGGGGUCUUAUUCUAAACAGUCAAUUUUUUGGUCAUGAAGUCAAGAAUGUUUCUGAGUGUUGUAGGGUCUGCUGGGGUAGUAAUGCAGUGAAGUCCACUUGAACUGAACAUGGUUUAAAUACGAAAACGGCGUAGGAAAUAUCAUGUAGUUGUUGUUUUCAAAUCUCUUUAGCUGCGAGCAUUUCGCUCUUGGCAGCGCAAUGCCUCCCUCAAAUUACCACACGUCCUUGUCAUCUGGUCAGCGCCAGAGUAGAGCAGGCUUUGUAAGUCUGUAGGAGGAAAUAUCAUAGAAUCCGUGGGGGAGGGGGGUUUUCUUCACUGAUUGAGCAAUCUCUCAAAACUGAAGAAAAUCCAGCGAUCCCCCAGAUUUCAGUUCAAGCGGGCGGCACUGUAGUUGUAAAGAGCAUAGAGCAUGCUGUAGAGCAUGAAUAUGGGCUGUGUUAAUAAAUGAAAUUAUUAUUAUUUCUAUUUC